UUGCCCUUUGCCCCAGGUGAUGGUGACCAACGUGACCUCCCUGCUGAAGACAGUGAAGACAGUUGAAGAUGAGGCGGCGAGGGGCACCCGGGCACUGGAGGCUACCAUCGAGGCCAUCAAGCAGGAGAUGAGGAUCCUGAGCUCCAUGGACCCCCCUGAGAAGCGUCUCCCCCCUGAGGACCUGAUCCGCAGCACCAAGCCCGUCACCCUGCUCACCGCCAAGGCCGUUGCCGCGGGAACCAGCUGUCGCCAGGACGACAUCAUUGCGGUCGCCAACAUGUCACGGAAGUCGGUGGGAGAUCUCAUCGUCACGUGCAAGGCCUCAGCAUUUGGAGCAGAGUCACGUGAGACAACAGAGAGAGCGAUGGAGGUGGGCAGGAACACGGUCGCCAUGUAUGUGGAACUACUGGUACAUGUACUGUCGAUCCUGCAGAAGCCGACCCACGAGGGGAAACAGAAGCUGGCCCAUUUCUCCAAACGGGUGGCGACGGCCGUGGCAGAACUGGUGCAGACAGCAGAGGCCAUCAAAG
Branchiostoma belcheri (Belcher's lancelet) is the source of this 530-nucleotide messenger RNA. Its product is annotated as talin-2-like. Gene Ontology annotation, cellular component: focal adhesion; plasma membrane. Gene Ontology annotation, molecular function: integrin binding. NCBI's taxonomy places the organism in Eukaryota, Metazoa, Chordata, Leptocardii, Amphioxiformes, Branchiostomatidae. The record is from RefSeq and is a predicted model, not a curated record. Gene Ontology annotation, biological process: cell-cell adhesion. The annotation marks the transcript as partial. The transcript has 4 exons.